GUACUAAUAAGCCCAAAUCCCUCACAACAUAUCAUCAUCUCAUCAACUUUUUCUCCGAACUUGCCAAACCAUCAAUGGCGGCGGCCAAAGAAGAACACAAGAGCCUGCACAUAGUAAUGUUUCCAUGGCUAGCUUUCGGACACAUAAUCCCAUACCUCGAACUCUCCAAACUCAUUGCUCUAAAGGGCCACAAAAUCUCUUUCGUUUCCACUCCAAGAAACAUCGAUCGCCUCCCGAAAUUGCCUCCGCAUUUGUCUUCCUCCAUUGAAUUAGUCAAAAUCCCACUCCCAAAACUCGACGAGCUCCCGGAAAACGCAGAGGCAACAAUGGACAUCAAUGGCGGACAAAUGGACUAUCUCAAGAUAGCCUUCGACGGGCUCGAAUCCGGGUUGACCAGUUUCUUGGAGGAUUCGGAUCCGGAUUGGAUCAUCUGCGAUUUCGCUCCACACUGGCUUCCUCCAAUCGCGGCCCGGCUUGGAAUUUCUCGGGCCUUCUUCCUCAUAUUCAAUGCUUGGUUUCUGGCCUUUUUCGGGCCUGGAGCCGAAGACAUGAUAAGCGGGUCGGAUUAUCGGACCAAGCGUGAAGAUUACAUGGUUCCGCCAAAGUGGGUCGAGUUCGAGACUGAAGUUGCUUAUCGGGGCUUCGAAGCGAACUGGAUGGUCGGGUCGGGCCAGACGAACGGUUCGGGGUAUUCGGAUAUUUACCGGGUCGGAAAAGUAAUAGUUGGUUGUGAAGCGAUUCUCGCGAGACACUGCCACGAGUUCGAACCGGAUUGGUUGACUCUACUCGAGGAGCUUCACCGUAGGCCCGUGUUUCCGCUUGGGCUAAUGCCACCUCGACUACCACAAGACGGUAAGAAAGAUGACUCAGAUGAAGAAAUUUGGGUUUCGAUUAAAAAAUGGCUCGAUGUUCAGAAUAAAGGAUCGGUGGUUUAUGUGGCGUUGGGGAGUGAGGUGAUACCGAGUCAAGAUCAACUCAGUGAGUUGGCUCAUGGGCUCGAGUUAUCUGGAGUCCCUUUCUUUUGGGUUCUAAGGAAACCAUCUGGGUUGACCGAGUCUGAUGACUCGGUCGAGUUGCCAGAUGGGUUUGAGGAGAGGGUAAAUGGUCGAGGGAUCGUGUGGAGGAGUUGGGUGCCUCAGCUGAAAAUACUGAGUCAUGACUCGGUGGGUGGGUUCUUGACUCACUGCGGGUGGAGUUCUAUUGUUGAAGGAUUGAUGUUUGGUCAUCCGUUGAUAACUUUGCCGUUUUUGGUUGACCAAGGUUUGAAUUCUAGGGUUAUUGCCGAAAAGCAAGUAGGGGUCGAAAUUCCAAGAAACGAGGAAAACGGGUCGUACACGAGCAACUCGGUAGCUGACUCGGUGAAGCUCGUGAUGCUGGAAAAUGAUGGGAAGAGAUUCCGAGAGAGAGCUAAGGAAAUUGGUGCCAUAUUUGGUGAUACGGAAUUACACGGUCGAUAUAUAGACAACUUCAUUAAGUUCCUCGGACAUCAUAGAAAUAUGUCUACAAACACAUUAGUUUCUUAAUUUGGUCAUGGUUUGAUAAUUGUUAUGUUCGGCAACUCACAGCCAACCUCCUAAGAUAUGACUAAAUUACGAAAAAAAUUCAUCUUGUUUGGGUAA
Erythranthe guttata (spotted monkey flower) is the source of this 1619-nucleotide messenger RNA. Its product is annotated as putative UDP-rhamnose:rhamnosyltransferase 1. The record is from RefSeq and is a predicted model, not a curated record. Lineage: Eukaryota; Viridiplantae; Streptophyta; Magnoliopsida; Lamiales; Phrymaceae. Gene Ontology annotation, molecular function: UDP-glucosyltransferase activity.